Messenger RNA from Dissoconium aciculare CBS 342.82, 918 nucleotides. Its product is annotated as putative nuclear pore complex subunit. Gene Ontology annotation, molecular function: protein binding; structural molecule activity. The transcript is spliced from 4 exons. Gene Ontology annotation, biological process: COPII-coated vesicle budding; positive regulation of TOR signaling; protein import into nucleus. Gene Ontology annotation, cellular component: nuclear pore outer ring; COPII vesicle coat. The coding region runs from base 1 to 918 and encodes 305 amino acids. NCBI's taxonomy places the organism in Eukaryota, Fungi, Ascomycota, Dothideomycetes, Mycosphaerellales, Dissoconiaceae. The record is from RefSeq and is a predicted model, not a curated record.
AUGGCUCAAGUCAUCUCCAACUCUGGUCACGAUGACAUGAUUCACGAUGCUGUCCUCGACUAUUACGGCCGACGGCUUGCGACGUGUUCUUCAGACAAAACCAUCAAGAUCUUCGAUGUUGAAGGCGAGACACAUCGGUUGGCCGACACAUUGAAAGGUCACGAAGGCGCAGUCUGGUGUGUCUCUUGGGCGCACCCCAAAUAUGGAACUAUCCUGGCUUCGUCCUCAUACGAUGCGCGCAUCCUGAUCUGGCGGGAACAAAAUGGACAGUGGCAGCGCAUUUACGAGUUUUCCAACCACACGGCAUCGGUGAACCUGGUCGCAUGGUCCCCACCGGAGACCGGAUGCCACCUUGCGGCCGCGAGCAGCGACGGCCACGUCAGCGUGCUCACUUUCGAGAACAACACAUUCAACCACGACAUCUUCAAUGCCCACGCUCUCGGCGCCAAUGCAGUCUCCUGGAGUCCCGCUGUGCUCCCAGGCCAAUUGACAAACGCACAGCCUGCGGGACAACCUCCAGCGCCUGUGAAACGCCUGGUCACCGGCGGCUCAGACAACUUGGUCAAAAUCUGGUCGUACAACUCGUCGACGCAGCACUUCGACAACACCUGCACGCUUACCGGACACUCGGAUUGGGUGCGGGAUGUCGCAUGGUCACCUACGCCGCUUUCGAAGACAUACAUUGCCAGCGCAUCACAAGACCACACGGUACGGAUAUGGACACUGGCGGCCGGCGCGGACAUCAACGACCCGAGUGCUUGGAAGAGCGAAGAGUUGAACUUCGAGGUUGUCGUUUGGCGCGUGAGCUGGAGCAUGGCAGGAAACGUUCUGGCGGUGUCAGGCGGUGACAACCGUGUGAGCUUGUGGAAGGAGAAGCUAAAGGGUGGAUGGGAGGUGGUGAAGACGAUCGAGGAAUAG